AUGCAUGUGAUGUGCUUGAGAGCCGGUAUUACUCUAUCUUCGUCAAGCUCGUUUUGCUUCUGUAUUCACUACAGUCCUGUAAAGCGAGUAAAGCGCGCUCCCUCUUCCGGCCUUAUUCUGGCUGCAUCGUUGCCGCCCACAGCCCUGUACGAGAACACUUACACGGCAAGACGGAACCCGCCAGACUGCCGUGGCAAUUGCCUUGGCGACAGUGGCACCAGGAGCAACCCACCGAAGCCGGCGAGAGGCAGCUGCGUGCUCGACCCGGCCGUCACGGCUUCAUUCGCUUUUCACGGUGCCUCUUGGGAGCCCACGUGGUUGCGCCGCGCCUGCGACACGAGUUUAUUUUCAAGCAUGGGUGUGCCAGCCAGCUCACAGGUGUCUCGCCAGGGCCUCUCGAUGUCGCUUGCCAAGCUGCUCGGCUCAAUUGCGACUCUCGAGAUGGCUGAUGCGGGCGUGCGUGAGCCAAUCCGCCUCUUCACGCCCAGAGCCCGUCAGCAGCCGCCUCCUCGGUGCCCUCACGAUCCUCGAGUCAGUGGGCUCGUUGGGGAUGUGCCACCAGGCCAUCGUGAGGCUAGCGCGCGCCACCGCAGGUCGGCCUGCCAUGAAUGGAUGUCGAUGGUUGGAGUCGUGAGCUUCAGGUUCGCCGCCGAACACGGAGACCCAAGCCUUGUUUCUCUCCGUCUCAUGAUCUGGAGGAGGCGCGGGGUUCAACUGAAUUUUGUCUUCAGACAUGUGCCGCAGCGUCGACGAUUGCUGACAUGGAUGCCCCCUGAGGACGGCGUGCCACAGUCAUUGUUGCUGCGACUCAAGCCUCGAACCCAUCGCAUCGCCGUCUGCCUCAUUGCCCUUUCGUCUCGGCAAAGCCUCCACAGACGGACGGUCUUUCAGGCCCCGAAGGCAGAAAUCCAAGAGCCACGGCUUCUGCCGACCUCCUGA
This is a messenger RNA of Purpureocillium lilacinum, 939 nucleotides long. Lineage: Eukaryota; Fungi; Ascomycota; Sordariomycetes; Hypocreales; Ophiocordycipitaceae. The record is from RefSeq and is a predicted model, not a curated record.